This is a messenger RNA of Rhopalosiphum maidis (corn leaf aphid), 1664 nucleotides long. RefSeq lists its product as uncharacterized. Bases 95 to 715 code for a protein of 206 amino acids. The record is from RefSeq and is a predicted model, not a curated record. Lineage: Eukaryota; Metazoa; Arthropoda; Insecta; Hemiptera; Aphididae. The transcript has 2 exons.
CUUCAGGUAGACAAAAAACGUUUUAUACUGACGAAUAUAAUAUAGUUGACGUUUAAAUACCCUGUUGGAUCAUGGAUGUGACAUGUGAAUAACCAUGAAAGUGCACAUGAUGUUCGCACUCUGCGCUCUGAUGAUACCUUAUUUGCCCCUGCAGUGCCGGUGCAACUGUUGCCUAGACACGGUGAUCAAGUCAAUUUUCCAGACGUUCAACCCCAGCGUGGAAGCUGGUCCCGAGCGGAUAAUCAGCCGACACCGGUACGACGACGGCUUCAUGCCCGAGUAUCCCGCGGCGGUCAUCGGUCACGGCGGGAAAUGGGUCAAGCCACCCGACGACGACUAUGACGAUGACGACGAUAGCGGAAGCGACCCGUCAGCGGAUUACGUGGACGACGGUGCGAGUUCUGGAAGCGGUACAAGUAGUGGCAAGGGCGGCGGUGAUAAAAGUGGCGAGAGUGGCGGGCGUCGGCUGGAAUACUCCAUCCAGCAACAUAAAUCCGACGCGGCUGUCGCUGCCGCUUCCGCAGGUUCCUCCGGCCCGGUGAUGCGGCCCGACGACUAUCGACCCUUUUCGGAUUUCAUCGUCAGCGUGCUCCAAACGGUUCAGCUGACGCCCCGCGCGAUACUCAAAAAGUCCAAAGGCAAAUCCGACGAAGCCCGUGCCGCGAGGACGACGACUGUGCAGCCGGAAAGCCACGACGACAUCCCGAGAACGUAGUAACGAAACGCGGCGACGGAUGUGGGUGAGCAUAAUACGAGGGCAGACCGUCGUAUUGCAAUUGGUUUCAUUGACCUUUCUUACAUUAUAUUACAUUUAUAAACUCGUGUGGGCUUACGAAAAAAUGCACACUUUUUCGUCCUCAACCCUCGCAAACGCUAAUGUUGCGACGAUAUAAUUAAUAUACUCGUAAUUUUUGAUUAUAAUUAAAAUUAAUGUAUGUGUAACGUGGUUAUAUUAUUAACGUCUUCGUGUUAACGUACGUUUUAGUUUAGUGUAUUUGAUUGCAACUUUAUAGUUUAUACAUAACAUAUUAAUAUAUUAUACUAUAAGUGGCUUAGUAAAAACAAAAAAAUUAUGUUAAUUUUUAAUGUAAUCUUCUAUCGUGUAAACACAUGACUACGAUAAUAGGAGUAAUGUUGUUUCGCUGCUGUAGUCGAUUUACAACGCGAACGAAACUUUAAUUUAUCUUUCAAAAUUGUAUUCAAAUUCCAACUUUUGUUCGUAUACAUAUUGUGUACAAUGGCAAAAAUUAACGCUGUUUGCGUUUAUUUAUUUAAUUUUCGGCUCGAAGGUCGAACAUUGUGACAUUUUUAAUAGACAAGUUAUUGUACUGAUUCGCACGGACUACUGGCACAUUUAAUAUUUACUAUAUUAUAAUAUUGUAUAUGUUGAAAAAAACGUUCGAGAGAAAAAACAAUCAACAUCUCGCCGAUGUUUGUUCGAUACGUCAUACUUACUAUAUAAUAAACCACGAUGCACAUUUAAUUUAAGUCAGUAUAUUAUUAUUAUAAUUGUACGCUGGUAUAUGUAUGGUUGUCACAUUGUUAUUAUACUCGUAGUUUUUGUUUUUUUUACACUGACUCGGUUUAUGCGAUUGUUUCCAAUUUAAAAUUUUUACAAUUGUAAUAUUAUACUUCGUAUACAUUUUACUAACUUAUUCAUAUUA